GCCCGCCACGGUGGGGGCCGAGCCGCGGGCGCCCAAUCAGCGCGGCGCGGGGGCUCGGGCACUUUAAGCGCGGCAGCGGCGGAGCGGGGACAAAGUCCCCCCGGCGCCGCGACCAGCAUCCCCGCUCGACCGCCCCCGGCUGCCACCGCGCCUCCCCGCUCUGGGGCCGCGACCGGGACCAGGACCGGGACUGGACCUGGCGGGCGGCUCUCCCCCGCCCCUCCUCCGCCGCGCUCCCGCGGGGUACCCACCGCCUUCUCCUCCUCCUUCUGCCGCCUCCGCGCCCGGCCAUGUCGAUGCUGCCGUCGUUUGGCUUCACGCAGGAGCAGGUCGCCUGCGUCUGCGAGGUGCUUCAACAAGGGGGGAACCUGGAGAGGUUGGGCCGCUUCCUCUGGUCGCUGCCGGCCUGCGACCACCUGCACAAGAACGAGAGCGUCCUGAAGGCCAAGGCGGUGGUGGCCUUCCACCGCGGGAACUUCCGCGAGCUCUACAAGAUCCUGGAGAGCCACCAGUUCUCCCCCCACAACCAUCCCAAGCUGCAGCAGCUCUGGCUGAAGGCUCACUACGUGGAAGCCGAAAAACUGCGGGGCAGACCAUUGGGCGCCGUCGGCAAAUACCGCGUCCGCCGAAAAUUCCCUUUGCCCCGAACCAUCUGGGACGGCGAGGAAACCAGUUAUUGCUUCAAGGAGAAAUCGCGGGGCGUGCUACGGGAAUGGUACGCACACAACCCCUACCCGUCCCCCCGGGAGAAGCGGGAACUGGCCGAAGCCACUGGUCUCACCACCACCCAGGUCAGCAACUGGUUCAAGAACCGGAGGCAGCGGGACCGAGCGGCAGAGGCGAAGGAAAGGGAGAACACAGAAAACAACAACGCGGCCAACAACAAACCGAACCAACUCUCGCCUCUGGAUGGGAGCAAACCCCUCAUGUCCAGCUCCGAGGAAGAAUUUUCUCCUCCCCAAAGCCCGGAUCAGAACUCGGUACUGCUCUUGCAGGGAAACCUCAACCACACCAGGAGCUCCGGCUACUCCCUGAGUGGCUUAGCCGCAUCCCAAACCCCUCACAGCCUCCAAGGCCACCAGCUCCAGGACUCGCUGCUGGGACCCCUCACGUCCAGCCUGGUGGAUCUGGGAUCCUAAAGGCCUGCGGCGGGCAGCUAGAGGAACGGGAGAGGAGGUUUCGCUCGGGGACAGAGGCUCUGGGUUGUACAUAGAGGACAGCACCCGUUUUUACAGCUCACCCGCUGAUUCUUGACGGGACUCUCGGCUUUUUUCACACAACCCCACAUCGGCUCCUGGUCCAGUUCCCCUAUGCGUCUCCCACUAUCAUCUUUUUGUUUUGUUUUUGUUUUUGUUUUUGUUUUCUUUCAAGUAGCCAAACGCAGCGAGGGGCAGAAACCCUCAGCCCUUCGAGUUCAAACCAUCUGGUCCCAGCGGGAAUUACAAAAAAAAUCCCCAAACCUAGAUGGAUCCGAUUCCACCCAAAUAAAUCCCAGCCCCGCAGGAGCGGUGGGGCAGGGGUGGCCGGGCAAAUCGCGGCUCCUGCAGCCAUGGUCCCCGCAGGGCCGGCGAGGAGCUGGGACGGAGGCAAAGGGAGCAAACGUCUGUACCGAGCCCUGUGGCGGAGCGGGGGGAGGGAGGGGAAGUUACGUUUACAUUUUUCAUAUUUAGCCUUACCAGAAAGUUUUCAAUGUAGUUUAAAUUAAAAAAAAAAAAAAAAGGAGGAAAAAAAAAAGGCAAAAGCUGCAGUGUUAGAGUUUUAACAAGUGCCUGUGUCUUAGCGCGGCUGGGCGAGGCGGGCAGCGAGCGAGCUCCUGUGGGCCCGCAACCCCCCCGCUUCCUUCUCCUCGGUGGUGAAAUGCAUCGAUGUGGCUAAAAAUUAGAAUAAGAAUGAUAUUAAUAAAAGUCUCCUGUUUUCUCCCGAACGAGUAUUCCUCAGGCUGCCCCGCCGGCUCCGCAUUGCCUUCUCCCGUCUGUCCCCGCUCGCCGCCUUCCUCCUUCGGCUUGCAGAGAGCCCGCGGACGACGCUGUCUGUCUCGAGUAUUUGUUACCAAAAAUCGCAUGUGCUUUCAGGUUUAUUUUCUAUUGUACCUAACCAGUCUAAAUUAAAACAACGCUGAUGAUGGAA
This is a messenger RNA of Columba livia (rock pigeon), 2127 nucleotides long. It is a transcript of the gene SIX1, whose product is annotated as SIX homeobox 1. The coding region runs from base 291 to 1139 and encodes 282 amino acids. The transcript is spliced from 2 exons. Gene Ontology annotation, molecular function: DNA-binding transcription factor activity, RNA polymerase II-specific; RNA polymerase II cis-regulatory region sequence-specific DNA binding. Lineage: Eukaryota; Metazoa; Chordata; Aves; Columbiformes; Columbidae. Gene Ontology annotation, biological process: regulation of transcription by RNA polymerase II; regulation of skeletal muscle cell proliferation; skeletal muscle fiber development. Gene Ontology annotation, cellular component: nucleus; transcription regulator complex. The record is from RefSeq and is a predicted model, not a curated record.